ACUUUGGCGUAUAAUACAUACCACACCGUCUGCUAUGGGUUUUUAUUUAUUUCAUAUAUAUUUAAUAACAUAUGUCUUGUGAAGAAUGGAAAUUAAAAUCCGUACGAUGCAAACCAAAUAUUCUGUGGAGCAACGUAUAAUUGCAAGUAUCAACUCAGAAAUUGGCGAUGGUUGCAAGAAACUUCAUCAUGCUGCUGUAUUGGCGAAUAAGUACUAUGCUUCUAUUAAAGGAUUAAAAGAGAGAUUGGGCAGUGAGUAUGACGAUGAAUUGAGACCCUCAGAUAUUAAAACGGCACUGCAAAACCAAGGAACUGUGAGUCAAAGCCUUGAGUUCCAAAAAGAAAAACUUUGUCAUUUCGAAAAUAAAUUGGUGGCAAAAACUAGAGAUUCGGAUAGAGCGCUUAGUCAGAUAUUAGACGAUUUAAAAAAAGUGCGGAAGCUACAGCAUCUGACGCAAUAUUUAAAACUUGUUCAAGAUAUACAGUUGAUCAGCCAGAGUCUUAAUAGCGCUAUCAAUGGAAAGGACGAGGCUAAAAUGGUCAAUAUAUAUCUAACGCUAUUUGAAAAUAAUGAUUGUGAGAAUAGUAUCAUCGGUCGAUUAUGUGACAUUGAAGCUCAUUACCUUAAAGUAUAUGCUAUAGAAACGGCUACCUACUGGCACAAAGUUCUCAGUGAUAAAUUUGCAAGUGAGCUGGAGUUUGUCUUAAAGUCAAUGCGUUGGGGUUAUAAAGAAUAUGACUCACUGACGUUUUCACCAACACGAGAUAGCAUUAUCAAAGCUCAGCUGUUAGCCGAAUAUUUAUUUUUAAUAAAGUCACCGACCGAAGAGACUGAACCACUGGAAUUGAUCACACCAAGCAUAACUUGCCCAAUAGUUAGCACUGUUACAAAGCUGUUACUGGCUCCAUAUAGACAAAGAUUCCAAUAUCACUUUACUGGUGUGCGGCAAACAAAUCGUUUGGACAAACCAGAAUGGUUCUUUACACAAAUACUUAAUUGGAGCAAAGAGGGUCAUCUCUUCGUUGGACAGACUUUUCAACCAGCAGCAGUAAAAGCUGGCAAACUUAAUUACAAUAUACGUUUAGAAUUCAUUCGUGGCCUCGUACAAUUGAUAAUUGAAAAACUUUCUGCCGAUAUUGAGGAAAUAUGUCAGGACGAACUUCUAUUUGCUCAUCUGCUGGACGAGACUUUAGCUUUCGAGGCUGAGCUCCGAGGGACUUUUGGAUACCCUAGUAGUUUUCCCAGUGUGAUAAGCGUUGUAACUCAACCAAUUUAUUUGCUGAAGUGGAUUUCGCUUGAAGAGCGUUUUUGCGCAGAGAAAAUGGAUCUUAUAUUACAUGGUGAUAGUCCUUGGAUGCGUAUUGACCCUAACUUUUACGAUAAUGAUUUAAAAAUUCCCAAAUGUGCUGAUCAAUUCAUACGCCUGCUUGAAGCUAUAAAGGAUCGGUAUUACACGCUUAUUCAACCAGGCCAGCAAUUACAAUUUCUUUCGCUUCAAUUAGAACUCAUAGAAAAUUUCCGACGGCGCCUCGUGCAACUUUAUAGCAGUGGGGAGGUUGAAAUCAUAUCCAUUUUGAAUGCUAUCAAUUACUUAGCGUUGGUGCUGCGUGAAUGGGGUGAAAAUGUUCAUUAUUUGCAUUUGCAUGUUGCGCUAGUAGGCCCGAAUUCAACUGAAAUUCAGUCAGUGUUUGAUCAACCAGUCAGUGAGCUAGAACACUGGAUACAUAAGCUUAUUGAAAGCUUAGCGACGAAGGCGGUAAGUGAAAUAAAAGCAAAAUCCAUGCCUUAUCGGCAUGACUGUUGGUCCAGCUUACCAGACCAGAGUUCCAAAGAGCCUUUCAUUUUAUCUUCCAGUGCAGGGGAGAUGUUUCAGGUGAUGGUAACAACACUUCACAAUAUGGAGCGUGAACUAUCUUUAAACCUCUUUAAUCUUACACUGCGAAUGAUUUCCAAUCAACUAGAUGACUUCCUAUUUGACAGUCUUGUUAUGAAUAAUAAAUUUUCACCAGCAGGCGCAGCGCAAUUUAAUUACGACAUGACCCGUAAUCUGUUCGCGCUGUUUGGACAAUAUUGUCGACGACCAGAUUUGCUUUUCAAAAAAGUUCACGAUUCGAAGAAGUUGCUGAAUACAGCACGUGGGACUGCAUUGUUGUUACUCGAAACGCUAAAGGCCGAUACAACUCUAGAGCAAAAGCUAAACGUUCUAAAGGACUUAGGCAUCGUCAAUUUCAAAUAUCAAACUUGCAUAGAAGUUUUGGAGCGGCGAACCGAUAUAAAAAUAUUUUGAUUAAAGGUUUAUUUAAAUAUAAUACAAAUAUAUAAUAUAUAUAAUAGUGGUUAUAUAAUUAGGUACAUCAUACCUAACAAACAAUUUAUUAGAAUUAUGUCUAGAAACCUGUUUUCUUUGCCAGCAUCCAUUUUAUUUAGUUUUUGCUUUGACGUUUUUCUUUACACUCGUAAAAAUAAUGAACUAUUACAUAGAAAACACAGGGUUGUAUGUCAAAAAGUACCGUUAUUAUCUAGGUUUUUUUAUAAUCUCAGAUUUUGGGAGAGAAAUUUUGUAUGGGAAAUCUCACUUUUUGAUUACGGGUAGGGAGUUAAGCACGAACAAGUAGAUCAUCUACUUAUAUGUGAACGUAUUAUAAAUACCAUAAUAAACAAAUUAAGAAUUUUUAUGAAGCUUGAUCUAGAUAAAGCACAGUCAAUAUUAGAAUUAAAUAGCUC
This is a messenger RNA of Anastrepha obliqua, 2724 nucleotides long. It is a transcript of the gene Rint1, whose product is annotated as RINT1-like protein. The transcript is spliced from 11 exons. The record is from RefSeq and is a predicted model, not a curated record. Lineage: Eukaryota; Metazoa; Arthropoda; Insecta; Diptera; Tephritidae. Gene Ontology annotation, cellular component: Dsl1/NZR complex. Bases 86 to 2287 code for a protein of 733 amino acids. Gene Ontology annotation, biological process: retrograde vesicle-mediated transport, Golgi to endoplasmic reticulum; endoplasmic reticulum to Golgi vesicle-mediated transport; regulation of ER to Golgi vesicle-mediated transport.